AUGGAUGAAGUUGCCCAUGUGCCUGAGUUUAAGAAUCAGGCCCCAAGAGUGCUUCGAAAAGUUCGUGGAGUCUUAGGAAGCACUUUGGUUUCUUUCACCAUUAAGAUAGAGAACUGCUUACAAAUCAAUAUUAUGGUGUGGCCUAAGAAACUUGUGACAUGGGAGCUGAGUGUUCAUGAGUUUAGCAUUAGAUAG
Messenger RNA from Prunus armeniaca (apricot), 195 nucleotides. NCBI's taxonomy places the organism in Eukaryota, Viridiplantae, Streptophyta, Magnoliopsida, Rosales, Rosaceae. The record is from the annotation of a GenBank genome assembly.